AUGGCUACGGCUGAGCUGAGAUACGCGCUAAUGUGUGGCAUGUGCUACAGUAUAUACACAAAUCCUGUAACUCUUGCUUGUGGACAUAACUUCUGCAUGGAUUGCCUUAAAAGAAUGUGGUAUUAUAGGGAUCGUGGCAUUUAUUACUGCCCUGAAUGUAGAUGCAGAUUUGCUAAAAGACCUAAACUUAAAAUAAACGAGGAGUUGUCUAACAUAGUGGAUCUUAUUUUUCCUACAAUGAGUAAGUACAGUAGUGUAAUACCCUGCACUUACUGUGUCUACAACCGUGUCCCUGCAACUAAAUCAUGUCUGCUAUGUGAGGCCUCACUGUGUGAUGUGCAUCUGAAGGCGCAUAGCAAGUCUGAAGAGCACCUACUAACUGAACCCACAAAUUCCUGGGGUAGCAGAAAAUGUUCCAUCCACAAGGAGCUGCUAAAGUAUUUCUGUGCUGAGGAUGUUUCUUGCAUCUGUGAGUCCUGCCUGGAUGAGAGCCAUAAAGAACACCAGGUGGAGCCAUUGCCUGAUGCUUUUAAGAAGAAAAAACUGAGACAUGUUAUAGAGAAGCUGAAGACCAAGAAAGAGGAGACUGUGGAAAUAAUCCUGAGUCUGCAGGAGCACGAGAGAGGGGUGCAGGAGAAAUCUGAUGAUCUGACUGUGCGAGUGUCUGGAAUGUUUGUAGACCUCAGGGAACAUCUGGAAGUGUUGGAGAAACAAGUCCUGAGUGAUAUUACCCAGAAGGAGAAGCAGAUUGUAGGACACAUCUCUGAUUUGAUCCAAAAACUGGAAAAUGAUGAGGAAGAACUGUCCGAAAGGAUAUCUCACUUAGAAGAGGUGGGCAAUCUGUCUGAUUUGUUAUCCAUACAAGAACAGCAGUCACCUAACAGUGAUCCUUGUGAUGCUGAGAGGGAAGUCAAAGAGGAAAAUCUGGUGACUGAUGAUAAAAAGAUACAAAAGAGAAAGCACAAUGUUGUUCCUGAUCAAGAGGAUUUGGAUGAGUUUCUGAUCUCCCUGGUGCUAGACAAAGGCUUAUUUAAUAUUCUGACUGAUGUAAAGACCAAGAGAGGUCUCUGCAUGCAGAAGGCUUCUGACAUAUUAUUGGAUGUUAACACUGCUGGUAAUUCUGUAAAAUUAUCAGAAGACUUGAGAACUGCUUUUUAUUGUUUUCUAGCAGACCGACCAAAAACACCAGAGAGAUUUGAUCGUAAUCAGGUAUUAAGCAUCAGGAAUUUUUCCUCUGGGCAGCAUUACUGGGAAGUGGAGAUCUGUAAGUCCUUUAUGUGGAGAGUUGGAAUGUCUUAUCACAGUAUAAGUCGUAGCGGAAGUGAAGCUGAGUUUGGGUAUAAUAGCAAAUCCUGGUGUCUGUCUGGUGCCUCUUUUUCAGUUUCUGCAUACCAUGACUCUAAAAGAAUAACCAUUAAUACUUCUUCCUACGGAAUUAAGAAAUUAGGAAUAUUCCUGGACUAUGAGGCUGGCUGUCUGUCCUUUUAUGAUCUGACUGACACUAUCAAGCUCUUGCACACCUUCAAUGCCACAUUUACUGAACCUCUGCAUGCUGCUAUUUGUGUUCAUUGUAGUGAUGAAAUUAGAAUCCUGGGCUAG
Molecule: messenger RNA, 1599 nt
Organism: Bombina bombina (fire-bellied toad)
Lineage: Eukaryota; Metazoa; Chordata; Amphibia; Anura; Bombinatoridae
Product: E3 ubiquitin/ISG15 ligase TRIM25-like
Exons: 1
Coding region: 1-1599 (532 amino acids)
Molecular function (GO): zinc ion binding; protein binding
Source: RefSeq, a predicted model, not a curated record